Linepithema humile (Argentine ant) is the source of this 777-nucleotide messenger RNA. The record is from RefSeq and is a predicted model, not a curated record. NCBI's taxonomy places the organism in Eukaryota, Metazoa, Arthropoda, Insecta, Hymenoptera, Formicidae.
AUGGAGGUAGCGUCUGCGCCCUCCCCUGAGAAGGAUGGAGAGGCAAGGUCUUUAAGGAAGGAUGAAGGGGCAAAUAGUUGUCGCCUCCUCACCUCCAUCGGUGGGACGGCAAGAGAGGCGGAUGCCGACGCUGCCACCGGUAUCGCCCUCUCCGACACAAGGGCGGAGACGACCACCACCAGUCGCCACCACGCGGGCAAGGAAGGGGCAGCCAUAACACCCCCACGCGCGCGCGGAAAGGAAAGGGAAGAGAAGGGGAAGAGAAAGGAGGGACGAAAGGGCUCCCCAUCCGCCGCAACUCAACCGGGAGUCGUCACGGAGCGAGAACUUCGCAAAAUAGAGGAUGAAUGGGAGAAGGAAGCGGUGGCAUGGAGGGCGGGCUCAUGUCACCAGUACGACGGGAGGCUCUCCCUCCCCGCCGCCAAGCCGAAAGGACGACGGAAACACAGUCGGGACCUCGAGCGGGAGGGACUCCGCUGGGGAAUGGGUCUGGAGGGGGGAAGUGGCGGCGGAGGCGGCUCGGGAGUACCCACAUUGGAAACUCACCUCGGAGGUCCGAAUGGCAAACCGGCUUCCGGACCGCCCCCAAAAGCUGCAAAACCUCCUCCGCUGAGGGAGGCGAGUAGAUUCUUCCUGGCCGGCCUGGGGGAGAUUAUCUCGUCUCAUCGCUCCCCCGAAAGGGCUGAGCGCCGGAAACAAGAAAAGAAGAAAAGAAGGGGGAAGGAGGAGGUUCACCUUGCGCACAGACGAUGGAUCAACCGGAUGCAGAACGGAUAA